This is a messenger RNA of Labrus bergylta (ballan wrasse), 1212 nucleotides long. Its product is annotated as uridylate-specific endoribonuclease C. Gene Ontology annotation, molecular function: RNA endonuclease activity. NCBI's taxonomy places the organism in Eukaryota, Metazoa, Chordata, Actinopteri, Labriformes, Labridae. The record is from RefSeq and is a predicted model, not a curated record.
UGAUGCUUCAGAUAAGAGUGCACAAGCAGCGGUAGUUUUGUUAGAGGAUGUGAAGAGUAAGUUUUCCACUAAACGGAACCAUGUCAAGAAGUCAAAAGGCAGACCGCGAGCUCACUGAGCUUCUCAACCAACUCUGGCGCCUGGACACCAACCGUUUCAAACCAGGGAGUGAUUACAUCAUUAACCUCCAGGGGAGGGCGGGUUAUGUGGCUCAGGGCAGCAACUAUGCCAGAGACAAAGCACGGGCUCCGCUUUUCUCAUACGUCAACGAAGAAAAACUCAAGAGUAUCGAGACAUAUGCUCACUUUGUCAACUUGCUGGACAACUACGAGGUAUCCACAGGUGUUUCAGAGACGGUAACAUCAGAGGAGCUGCAAGAGAACAGACUCUUCAUUGACUCUAUGAUGGAGACCGAGGUCAUGAAGUGUGCUCAUGAGUAUCUGGUCGGGAAGAGGCAGUCCCCAUCAAACCCUGCACAGUUCAAGAAACAGCUGUAUAACAUCUGGUUCCGCCUCUACCACAGGGACAGGAGCGGAGGUGAGGAUUCUUGUGGGUUUGAACACGUGUUUGUGGGAGAAACCAAGUACAACCAUGAGAUCAUGGGUCUUCACAACUGGAUCCAGUUUUACCUGCAGGAAAAACACAACCAUGUUGACUACAAAGGAUACAAAGCAAGAGACAAAAAAGAUUCGCCUGAUGAAGAUGACCAUGUGCUGAACCUGCAGUUCAGUUGGAAAGGUUUGGUGAAGCCGGUUGGCGGCUCCUUCAUUGGUGUCAGCCCAGAGUUUGAGGUAGCCCUCUUCACCAUCAUCUUCCUCAUGUCAACUGAGAAGAUGACGUCCGUGGUGGUGAAAGUGGACGAGUACGUGCUGGAGCUGGUUGUCUAUAGGCACGGGAGAUCCAUCGGCACAUCAUUCCCAAAGCUGCUCAGCAGCAACCACAGGGAUUUGUAAUAUUACACCACAAGUCAUUUACAGUUACAUAAACAAUUAUAGUUUUACACUUUAAUUUCUUUGCUAUGCAGUAUAAACCUUAGACUAAUCCAGAUAAGCUUUUGUUUGCACUAAACGUUAGGUUUAAACUGACUUUAUUGGAGUUUAAGACAUAACCUAAUGAUGUGGAUUGAUUUAAUGGAUGGUGUAUAACCUGUUAUUAUUCAUUUAACUGUCAUGUUCUGUAUAUGUUAUUGAAUAAAUAUUUUUAGUUUGAAAA